AUGUUUCAUCAGUCUGCUCGUGAUUAUACCAUCAUUGGAGACGAACUGUAUGCCCUGUUUAGAGAUCAGGAUGAUCUACACGCCCUCCAGCUAGCUAUUGGUCAUUACCACGCAGCCCUCACUGAAGAUGUCCUUGAUUCCCAAUGCAGCAGAAGCGACCAACUUUUGAAGCUGGGCACAGCAUUAUCUCGGCGUUUCGAUCUCGUUGGUGAUACUGCUGACUUGGACGUUGCCAUCGAUUGCCACAGUGUGGCCAUUGAACUUCAAACGCCGGAUAGUCUUGAUGUCCCCAUCACGCACGUCAAGCAUGCUCAAAUGCUUAUGAAACGCUUUGGGCUCCACGUAAACCAGUCAGACAUUGAUCUCGCAAUUGAACAAUACGCAUGCAUCUCCAAUCAAACCGAUCCUGCACACGAAGCAUGGCUGGUUGCCCUCGCCGAUGUACUGGUCACUCGCUUUUCCCACUGGGGAGACGUCAGAGACCUUAGCCAAGCUAUCCAUCUAUACGAAUCUGUAGUCAACUUCGAUGCCUCCAACGCACUCACUUCUGUGCUUGGUAAUCUAUCCCUUGCGCAUUUUCUUCGCUACCAACAAGAAGGUGAUGCUCCAGAUCUCACAUCAUCCAUUGUCUACUCUACAGAAGCUCUCGAUAAGAUAUCCUCCGAAGAUCAAAACCGUUCCGUCUUGCUCAAUAACCUUGCGAACGGCUUACUUUUUCGCUUCAAAAAGCUCGGGGGCACUGAUGACUUGGAGCAAGCCAUCAAAUCCUAUGGUUCUGUCAUUGAACUAUGUCUACCGGGGCAUAAAGGGCGUCUCCGUGCCCUGAGUAAUCUUGCAAGUGCAAUAAUGACCCGUUACGAACUCCAAGCGUCUCUAGUAGACCUUGAAAUCUCCUUAGGUUAUUUCCACGAAGCGCUCGAUAUCUGCCCCAAAAACCAUCCAGAUCGCCCCAUAUUGCUCGAUAACCUUGCGACUACCCUCCGCAAGCGUUUUCAACACACCGGUGACAUAAUUGACUUGGAAACAUCCAUCGAAAAUCAUUAUGAAGCACUACAUGUAUUGCCGCCGUCUCAUCCCCAUCGAUCUGAUACAUUAUGCUCGCUUGGCAACGCCCUCCAGUCCCGAUUUGCGUUUCAGGGGGAUCCUGAUGAUCUCGUUGCAGCUGUAGACCGCUACAGUGAGGCUCUCCGCCUGCAACCUCCAUCACAUCCAGAACGCGCUGACUUGUUAAACAACAUUGCCAACAUCGCUUUCAACCUGUUUGACGAACAGAGAAACCCUCGUGAUCUCGACCUGUCCAUCGAGCACUACUCUGAAGCGCUCCAGUUCAGCCCAGAAGGGUUUCGUCGGUCGUUGUUACUUCACAAUCUCGCUUCAUCUCUUACGACGCGUUUCAUAUACCGCAAUGAUGCCAAGGACCUGGACCGGGCAUUGGAGCUAGGUGCUUCUGCAUUGGAACUACGUGAAAGAGGCAAUGAAUACAGAUUGUCCUCUCACGUCAUGCUAGCAAACGCAAAGGGCCUCAAAUACGAGCUUGAAGGUGAUCCUGCCAUGCUUCAAGCUGCAUUCCAACAUCUUGACGAGGCACACGGUAUGUGCACUCCUGGCCACCCGUCCCUUCUCGACAUCUGGGAAGAGUAUUCACGUAUCCACCUUCAUGCCUACUCUAAGGCACCGCAAUCCACAAUCCACUUGGAGGAAGCAUUUCGGUACUUCAGAAGUGCAUCAACUCACAUAUCCGGAGGCUCGCUGCCAAAAUUCCGCGUUGCGUUACGAUGGAUCAAAGAGGCGGAGAUACACAAGCACCCAUCAGCACUGGAUGCCCACCAGAUCGCUUUGAACAUAUUCGACCGCCACGUCACGACGAAGCCAUCUGUUGAAUCACGGCACCGCAUAGUCCGUGAAUACGCAGCCUCUUUGGCUGUAGACGCUGCAUCGUGUGCUCUCAGACUUGGGUUGGUCACACUCGCUGUGGAGAUGCUGGAACACGGACGAGGUAUUUUAUGGACAUACCUCGGGCGUUUCCGGACGCCGCUGGAUGACUUGCAGAGCGCCGGUGAACAUGGCUGUCAACUAGCCUCUGAGUUUGUAAGGCUAGGCUCCCUUCUCGAAGACGCAGCGUGUGGUGCUGUGACUGAAGAGGGAUUACAGCACUACCGAAGUCUCCUCCGGGAAUGGGACGGUGUGGUAGAUCAGAUCCGGCUCGUAGAUGGGUUUGGCGACUUUCUUCUCGCACCGAGCUUCUCUAAGCUUAAAGAAGCAGCAAAGAAUGGACCAGUGAUCAUCACCAAUGCCAGUCAAUACUCCUGUGAUGCAGUGAUCGUCCAUCACGAGCACGACCCAAUCCACAUCCCCCUACCCGACAUCAACACAUCUGAUAUCCUUCGAUUGUCUGAACAGUUCAGGUACUUUGCUACCAAUCGCGGCAGAGGACGUUCCGCAGAAAGGGAGCUUACUGAGUUACUACGUCAAACAUGGGACACUGUCGUCUUUCCUGUAAUCAAAACACUAGAAUCCUCUCUUCACCUUCCCCAAGGUUCAAGGAUAUGGUGGUGUCCCACUGGUCGUUUCAAUAGCAUCCCGCUCCAUGCCGCAGCGCCGUUCCGGAAAGGCGAGAAAGGUCUGCCCAAUUACUAUAUUUCAUCAUACACACCGACCCUUUCUGCCCUCCUGCGGUGCCAAAAACUACGUCACGUUUCCAACGAUAAGACCCCGCCACGGAUCUUGGCAGUAGGACAGGCAGCACCCACUGGUGGUUUUGCAAAACUCGGGACGGUUGAUGAAGAACUCGAUUCGCUUCAAAGCAUCUUACCGCCCGUCAUGUCUAUGACACGAAUGACUGGUGAAAGCGCAACACGUUCAGAGUCCCUCCGCGCUAUUCAUUCAAGCCCUUGGGUUCACCUUGCCUGCCAUGGGAAACAAGAUGUGACUCGCCCUCUCAAGUCAUGCUUUGCCAUGAGCGAUGGACCUCUGGCGCUCUUGGACAUCGUUCGCGCACCAUCCGAUUCCUCAGAAUUUGCAUUCUUGUCGGCGUGCCACACCGCCGCUGGAGAUAAUAAAGCCCCAGACGAAGUUGUGCAUCUUGCUGCUGGGAUGCAGUUUGCUGGCUUUAGAGGAGUUGUUGGAACUAUGUGGGCUGUGGAUGAUGCCGUCGUGGUCAAUAUGGUCUCGGCGUUUUAUGAAGCCCUCCUCGAAAGAUCACCAGACGGACUAAAGUCUGAGCAUGCAGCAGUGGCUUUAAAUACAGCCGCAAAGAGAGUGGAUAAAACCGUUGUUCCACUGCAACAAAGGAUUGUGUUCAUCCAUAUUGGAAUAUGA
Suillus plorans is the source of this 3318-nucleotide messenger RNA. RefSeq names its product CHAT domain-containing protein. Gene Ontology annotation, molecular function: protein binding. The record is from RefSeq and is a predicted model, not a curated record. The transcript has a single exon. Bases 1 to 3318 code for a protein of 1105 amino acids. Lineage: Eukaryota; Fungi; Basidiomycota; Agaricomycetes; Boletales; Suillaceae.